AUGGCGCCGACAUCCGGCCUUAGCCCUAGUGAACAAGUAAUAGAGCGCAUGUGCCAGUUGCAAAAGCGCGCCAAGUCAUUGCCCAGCCCUGGGCGUUACUGCCCAGCCCGGGGCGUCACACGGGGCAAUGGGCAAGCAGCCAACCAGCGGAGUACACGCCGCCGCAGGGGGUAUUUAAGCAGCACCAUUCUGGGGGUUGGGGUCUUCCUCCUUUCAUCAAUUGACUGCAAUAAAGCUUGCUGCAGAAGGAUCCUAUUGUCCGUGUGCGUUCUUGCUGGCGAGAAGACCACGUGGGUUGCAACAACUGGUGCCGAAACCUGGGAAAGCCGGGGAGCUAAGGAGGAAGAUAAUCCCUUUUGGUUACCGGAGCGCCUGACACGGAGGCUUGUGGUACCUGAAGAUGACACCCAAGGAGACAAGUCUACGGAAGCUCCUAGUGUUGGAAACUGGUCGGAAAAUUUCGAUGAGACUUUGGAGCGCCUACGAGCUGCGAUGAUGGCCAUUAAUGCAACGCGCUUGGACCUGUCGUUGACUGAAGGACUCUCCUCCUGGGUUUCUUCAGCCUUUUCAUUCUUUAAAGAGUGGGUGGGGGUAGGCCUGUUUGGCACUGCUUUAGUUUGCGGUCUAGUGUUCUUACUUUGGUUGGUCUGCAAGCUCAAAGCCCAACAACAACGUGACAAGGUCGUGAUUGCACAAGCACUUGUGGCCUUGGAGCAAGGAUCAUCUCCCGAAAUUUGGUUAUCCAUGUUAAAAAAUAAAAACAGACUGACACUCAGACGAUGCACCUCAAGGGGUUUUACCCAUUGCACUGAGUCGAUGAGUGAUCCAAGUCACAAUGUUGCCUUCGCCUAAGCGGCUAUGGUACCUAGAUAGGAGGAUGACUGCCCUUGCACUCCCUGGAAUUUUAUUCCAUUGCACGGGAAUGGGUGUCACCUCCAUUUUUUAAUCUUCUCCUUUAGCCCCUGCACCCAGAGGACUUGUCUGGUGGGGUAAGGGAGUAAUCUAAAGCUCUUGAUCGCUUACUCCCCAAAGAAGGAAUUCGCUUGAUCGAGCUUAGGGCUUUAUUGUGCCGCGCUUACAAGGCUUUGAGACAGUUUUCAUUUAUUAAAACAAAAAGGGGGAGAUGUGGAGAGCCGAGAGAAUGCAAUCGCCAUUACGAAAUGGCGCCGACAUCCGGCUUCAGCCCUAGUGAACAAGUAAUAGAGCGCAUGUGCCAGUUGCAAAAGCGCGCCAAGUCACUGCCCAGCCCGGGGCGUUACUGCCCAGCCCUGGGCGUCACACGGGGCAAUGGGCAAGCAGCCAACCAGCGGAGUACACGCCGCCGCAGGGGGUAGUUAAGCAGCACCAUUCUGGGGGUUGGGGUCUUCCUCCUCUCAUCAAUUGACUGCAAUAAAGCUUGCUGCAGAAGGA
Psammomys obesus (fat sand rat) is the source of this 1410-nucleotide messenger RNA. RefSeq lists its product as uncharacterized. The transcript has 3 exons. Lineage: Eukaryota; Metazoa; Chordata; Mammalia; Rodentia; Muridae. The record is from RefSeq and is a predicted model, not a curated record. Bases 1 to 852 code for a protein of 283 amino acids.